ACACAUAAUCUUCUCUGCUCGAAUUUUUCUUCAGGUUCCAACGACCGAUAAUUUUUAUAUACGAUUAUGUGCGUUUGGUGGUUCCAAGAAGAUUUUUUGUUUUUGUUCCAUUUUUUUCAUUUCACUUCACUUCAUUUGUUUAGUAGAUUUAUUCUUGGUUUUUUUUCUCAUACCACUCCUUCUAAUCUUCUCUUCAUAAUAAUAUGAUUACCGUGUCUAUUUUUUUUUUUUUUUUUUUGUUGAUUGUCAAUCGAUCUUAUGUAGAUGAUUGUCAUAAAAUCAAAUCCAACAACACUUUGAAGAAUAGAAUUCUAAUCCAUGGAUAACAGAAUUCUUUGAUUAUCCAUUCAAUCGUUCAUAAUUGAUAACAACAACAAUUACAUCGAUCGAUAUCAAUGUUGAUUAAUAUAAAAACAACAACAACAACAGCGAUAAUGGAAUCAUCAUCAUCAUCAUUGGUUAUUGUGGAACAUUCUAAUAUAAUUAAUGAUACAAAUCAAACAGAAGAAUUAUAUAUGAGUUCAAAGAUUGUUGUCAUUAUUUAUAGUAUUCUAUUCAUUAUAUCAAGUAUCGGUAAUACAACCGUUUUUAUUUCGUUAAUCAAAAAUCGUCAUCGAAAAUUGCGUAUAAAUCUAAUGAUUUUAAAUCUAACUAUUGCCGAUCUUAUUGUCACUUAUAUAAUGAUACCGAUGGAAAUUUGUUGGCGUAUUACAAACGAAUGGCUAGCUGGUGAUGUUGUUUGUAGAAUUAUGCAAGCAUUCCGUGCAUUUGGCCCAUAUUUAUCCAGUAUGGUAUUAGUAUGUAUAUCAUUGGAUCGUUAUUUUGCCGUCAUACAUCCAAUGAAAGUUAAUGAUGCACAACGUCGUAGUAAAAUUAUGUUAACAUUUGCAUGGUUGACCAGUAUUGCUUGUAGUGUACCACAGACAAUUGUAUUUCAUACUGAAUCACAUCCACAGUAUCCAGAUUUUGUACAAUGUGUAUCAUAUAAUUCAUUAACUGAAAGACAAGAAAUACUUUAUAGUACAUUUGGUAUUGCUGCAUUAUAUCUAAUACCAUUGGUCAUUAUUAUUUUCUGUUAUGCAAGAAUUAUAUGGGAAAUAUAUAAAAGAUCCAUACAAUCAUCGAAAGAUAAUCAAAAAAAUAAUGAUGUUACGAAGAAGACGAAUAAUAAUUCGAUGCUUAUUAAUAAUAAUAAUAAUAAUAAUUUAAUCACAAAUCAAGAAUGUCAUCAAACAAAUUCUAUUGGUUCUAAUAUCGAUGGCCAUUAUGGUUAUAAAAAGAAUAAUAAUAAUAAUAAUGAUCAAAAUAUUAAUAAUAAUCAUCAUGAUGAUAAUAAUCAUUGUAAAAAUCGAUUCCAUUUACGAAGAUCUGAUCAAACACAGAUAGAAAAAUCUCGUAUUCGUACAUUACGUAUGACAAUCAUUAUUGUUAUGGCAUUCGUUUGGUGUUGGACACCAUAUGCAUCGAUUGUAUUGUUAUAUCAUUUCUAUAAACCACAAGUGGAAAAUAUGCCAAAAGAUUUAAAAGAUGCAUUAUUCAUGUUUGCUGUUAGCAAUUCCUGUGUUAAUCCACUUGUUUAUGGAUCAUAUACGAUGAAUUUUCGUCAACAUUGUUGCAAUUUUCUAAGAAAAUUAUCAUUCUGGAAACGUAAAACGGUUAAUUUACCACAAUCAAAUCAUUCUAUUUAUUUGGAUGAUCAAACUAGCUAUUCAGGCUUGAAUACAUCAACACCAUUAUAUCAGAAUAAUUAUAAUAAUAAUAGUAUGAUGACUGAUCAUCAAUCACUCGAUUCUAGUUGUUAUUCAGCAAAAUUUUGCCCUACAGAUGAUUGAUUGUUUGAUUAAUUUGAGUGCAACGAAAAAAAAAAACAAUUGAAUAGA
Molecule: messenger RNA, 1880 nt
Organism: Dermatophagoides farinae (American house dust mite)
Lineage: Eukaryota; Metazoa; Arthropoda; Arachnida; Sarcoptiformes; Pyroglyphidae
Product: adipokinetic hormone/corazonin-related peptide receptor variant I
Biological process (GO): G protein-coupled receptor signaling pathway; cellular response to hormone stimulus
Cellular component (GO): plasma membrane
Molecular function (GO): G protein-coupled receptor activity; peptide binding
Source: RefSeq, a predicted model, not a curated record